AUGCAGUAUCGUGGAACAGCCUUUGAAGAUUAUGUACUGGAUCAGUUUAUAAAAGUACAGCUUUUGUUCGAUGAAUCCUUCAAAUAUGUACAGGUUUCCCAAAUCAGCGAUAUUCCGAAAUCCCCGAUUGUUGCUAAUACUAGCAGAACCAUGUUCCAUAAAAGUACCUCCAUAAUGAAAUAUAUGGUCCAGUAUUUGGAGGAACUCUCAAACUUUCAGUACUUCCCUCUGAACCCACAAUUCCAAAAAAACAUAAUCAAAUUCUAUUCAAUCCACAAGGCCAAUUUUAAGAGUUUUACAAUCGAGGCCCUGAUUGAAUCAUUCCAAGACUUCCUGUUGAAGCAACCAAAAAUAAGUAAGUCUAACUCGUUAUAUUACAUUCAAACUGUACAAUUAGUUGAUGUGCUCUUGGUCUGCAAAUCAACAUCUGGUGAAAAAUCACAACUUCUAGCACAUAGAGAAAAACUUUUGGCUUGUGUAUAUUUACAGUUACCUACUAUAAGUGAUGAGAAACUUAGGCAAAGCAUAUGUGACUCAUUUGAGAUCACGCCAGACAUUUUGGAAUCGAAAAUAUCUCAAAUAAACACCGUUGUUUCUAAAACCCAAGUGGUAAAUUUCUUUAAAAGUUCACCGAAACUCCUAUCUAACUUUUAUCAACAAGAUGCAUUUGAAGAAGUCGAGUACUACCGGAGUUGGUUGAUGAAGUCACAGAAUUUAGAAAAUGAUAUGAUAAACCUUUUUAUGGAUCCAAUGGAUAAUUCAACUUCCAUGUUUUCGAUACCAAACCAAAUACAAGAUACAGUUGCGUUAUUGGCCGAGAUAGCUUUGGAUUCAAGCUCUAAGUUCUUUCAAGGUUUGAUCCAAUGUAUGCAAAUAUGGCAAGUUAAUCCAUUUCAUAUCCAAACAGCAUUUAUACAAGUUGCUGCCAAUAUAAAAAAAGACGGAAGGAUCAACCCUGAGUUGGUAGAAAAGGCAUUUAACUUAUCCUAUCUAGCAAUGCCUUUUCAAAUUCAAUUUUUAGAGUGGCCGUACGAAGAAAAAAAGAAGUUUUUGCAAAUGAGCUUACAGAUAUAUAAUGAUUCAAUUGAGGACCUGAAACCUUUUUUUGGAAUGUUCUUUGUGGAUCAGACUAAUUUCACAGUGGUUCUUUCUUUUUUGAAACUGUUAAAGUUAAAUUUGAAAGAUGUUAAACUGGAAAUAAAGAAACAGCUAGUUUCAUCUGCAGAUCAACGGUUAAGGUUACAUCGGGAAAGAUCCAAAUUGAAUGAAACUGAUCGAACCUUAAGAUUACAAAAUUUGGUGAAAUAUCUCAGUUAUGUUUCGAGUGAUGUGAAUUUAUUGUACAACUGGAAAACUAAUAACAAAGACUUAAACAUGUCAUUCCAGAUUUUUGAAAACGGGUCUAAGAUACUGAUGUCGCCAUCCUUGGAACUAAUAAAAAGAUAUGUAUCUGAGAUAAGAUCGCAAAGUUUCAACUUAAUGUCUGAUAAGUCCUCGAAAGCAAACUUUGGUACAUUCAUUGAUCUGGUUAACAAUCUGAAAGCACGGACCAAUUUCAAGUACGAUUUUCAAAAGGAGAUUUAUGGCGAUUUCUAUAAAAUAGUUGGAUCUUGGAAAACUGAGAUUUUACAGAAAACAAAAGUCAUUAUUGCAAACGACAAUCUCGUUAGGUUAGAUGGAUGUGCGCACUCGUCAAGUAUUCAAAAUCUUGUUAUGCUUUUCCAGGGGUACAUUAAACUUCUAGAGAGUUUCAAAUGGCAGGACGGGCAGCAAUCUGCUGAAUUGAAUAUACAGUUAUACAAAAGUAUGAUGUCAUCAGUAAAAUUUUAUCAUUCAUCAAUGCUCAAAAAAAUGUACGAACUGAUUAAAAGUGAUAAUACUAAUGAAAGAACCGACUAUUUUGUGUGCCUGAACAAUAUUCAGCAACUAUUUGACUAUUUGGAAAGCUUGGAAUCUAAAAAGGAAGUUCUUCAAAUAUCCGAGUAUUUGAACAGAUUGGGGCAAGUGAAAAACAAAUCAUCAACCAAGUAUGUUUCGAUUUUGAUAAAAAAUGCGGAGAAUAUAGAAGAUUCGAAGGGCAGUCCUAUUAGUACGAAAGUUAGACUUAGUGGUUUGGUUAAUGACGAGACUAGGGUUAUUGUGAAGGACUACAAUCCUGAUUGGAUGGAAGAAUUUAACAUUGUUACAGAGUUGAAAGGUACUGCAAAUGUUAAGAUUGAAAUAAUCAAUAUGGAAACUGGGAACCUAUAUAAGGCGAUUGAAUACAAAGUACAGCUUGGUUCUGAGACUUCUUUUAGACAGCAGAAUGAAAGGCUGUCUCUUAAGUCAAAAAGUGGAACGCUGAAUAUUUGUGUUAAUGUUGAAUUUGAAAAAAAUGACCCAUUGUUUUAUAUAAUAAAUUGCAAAAAUGAGGUUGGUAAUUCACUCAAACGUACAAUCAGCUAUUUCGUUGAACGCUACUCUCUUGAAUUCAAAUCGAUCUUUACAAUUCCUUACUUACAGCAAAGCAUAAUUGAUAAUCCAGUGAGGGCAGAAAACAACUACAAAAAAUUACAAGAUCCACACAUUGAUUCGAUUGUUGGUAAUUUCCAAGUCCAUAUAAUCCCAUUGAUUUAUAACAACUUAGUUACUAAAUUGUUUGAUACCAUGGUUGUUGAAUUUUGGAAGAAAAUAUUAAGCAUAGCAGAAAAUCUUCUUCUUCCACGUAUUUCAAUUAUCAAUUACACAAUCAACAACAAACUUGCAAAAAGAUCAUCAACACUACCUUCAAUGGUGGACAACAAAAUGACAAUGUCAAUGAGUAAUGUCACUGCUCGUACUAUCCAUCCAAUCACAAGGGAGGAGUUAAUUCGGGUGGUUGAAUGGUGCUUCAAAUUCAGGGCGAUGAUUGAUAUUUCGGACAUGAUUGUCCAGGAUGAUACCUUGAAUAAACCAUUCAAAGAAUUCAAUUCCAUAAAACAGCUUUUCAAUGAAGAUAACAAGCAGCUACACAGAUUUUACUAUAAAGACUGGAGCUACAUCAGCAAGCAUAUGCUCUCUCGCUUAAACAAAAGUGCCAAGUUCAACCGGACAAGUUGGACAGCAGCUACUAGACAUAAGGAAAUCGUCUGCCGUGUUUUGCUUGCACGGGGGGAAAUUAAGUUCGUGAAAACUGUUAUAGAGCUUGAGAAACGAUUUGAAAAAAUUAUAAAGACGGAAAUACAGGUAGUCAACAUACAACAGUUUCUCUAG
Molecule: messenger RNA, 3231 nt
Organism: Pichia kudriavzevii
Lineage: Eukaryota; Fungi; Ascomycota; Pichiomycetes; Pichiales; Pichiaceae
Exons: 1
Coding region: 1-3231 (1076 amino acids)
Source: RefSeq, a predicted model, not a curated record